UGAAGAAAGCCUAAUUAACAAACAGUUGCGAGAACGGACGCGCCCAUCGAUUGGAAGUAGACGGCUGUGUUGCAAUACUUACAGCACUCAACAGGUUUCUGGUGUGAUAUCCUACCUUUGCAUUGUGACACAUCCUGUCAGGUGUUGCCAAUUUGUCAGUAGAGAUUAAGCCAUCAUGGGAUGUGCCUGCCUUGGAUCACCUACAGAUGAGCCCGAUUCGGGCCGUCUGAACUCUAAGAAGGAUCGGCACUGCACAGACUGCCUCUGUACGAUCAUUUUCAUCUUAUUCUGGAUUGGCAUGUUUCUGAUUGCAGGCUAUGCUGUGGUUUUCGGUAACGUGCUGAGGGUUGUUUUCGGCUAUGACAGCUAUGGCAACAUCUGUGGGCAGAAGAACGAUCCGUUAGAGAAUGUGACUCUGUCUGGAAUGGAUAUGACAGGCAGACCAUAUGUCUUCUUCAUGGACGUGCGCUAUCCCACGGACUCACUGGAGGUCUGCGUGAGCCAGUGUCCCGAUAAGAUGCUCAAUUCUUCGGCAGACUACAAGAGUUUUGCGGAGGAGACCGAUUCCAAGAUCUGCAACUAUCCCGUGGAGGUUGCUGACUAUGGCACUGCUGCAACUGGCGUCAAUGGACCGUGCCCAGAGAUUGUCUACGCUAGUGAGCCCAUCAUCAAUCGGUGCGUCCCUCAGGAUCUGUUUGUGAUUGCCAAGGAGUACAUAGAGAACAUCAUCUCCUUCCUGAACGCCUCGGAGCUCCUCUCUAAGGCCCUAGUCGACCUCUACAUGGCCCGGUGGAUCAUACUAGGUCUCUGUGGCCUAUCACUCGUCCUGUCCUUUAUCAUGGUGGUGUUGAUUCAUCUGGUAGCUCAGGUCAUCGUCUGGGUCAUCUACUUUGUGUCCGUCAUCGGCUCCAUCGCUGGUACAGCUGUACUGUGGUGGACCUGGGUGAUGAAGAAGAAAGCUCUGGAUGCCAUAGAGCCAGCCAUGCAGCUAGAAGCAGACCAGCGGAACGUGACGGCUUUCCUUGGUUUCUCUAUCGCUGCUACCGUCUUCACUGUCAUCUUGUUCCUCAUCAUCCUGGUCAUGCGGAAACGUGUAGCUUUCACCGUCGAGCUGUUUGGGCAGGCGGGCAAGGCCAUCCGAGCCAUGCCCCUUCUGCUCAUCCAACCUUUCUGGACGUUCAUCAUCCUCAUCGUGUUCUUUGUCUACAUCACCAUCGUCUUCAUCGCCAUCUCUGCAACAGGCUACCCCAUUGUGACCGAACCUCAUGGAUACAUCUCCUACAACCCCCCACAGCCUGUACGCUACAUGUGGUGGUACCACGCCAUCGGGUUCAUCUGGGGAGCUGAGUUCAUCCUGGCCUGUCAUCAGUUUGUCAUUGCUGCAUGCGUGGUAGACUGGUAUUUCACUAGGGACAAGGAUAACUUCAGCUCUCCCAUCCUGCGCUCCACAGGUCGACUGCUCAGGUAUCACAUCGGCUCCAUGGUGUUUGGAUCUUUCAUCAUUGUCCUUGUCAAGGUACCCAGGGCUAUCCUCAUGUACACCCAGUACAAAUUGAAAGACAGUCAGAACCCUGUUGCUCAGUGUGUACUCAAGUGCCUCAUAUGCUGUCUCUGGUGCCUGGAGAAGUUCCUCAAGUUCUUGAAUGAACAUGCCUACAUCGUGAUUGCUAUUGAAGGUGACGGUUUCUGCAGUUCUGCUGCAAAGGCCUUCACAGUGCUGCUGUCCAAUGCCUUGCGUGUGGCGGCCAUCAACUGUGUGGGUGACUUUGUGCUGUUCUUGGGUAAGCUGAUGGUCGUAGCCAUCACAGCAGCCAUCGGUGUCGCUAUCAUGGGGACGAACGAGACUCUCCUCUUCUAUGCCAUUGCGGCAUUGAUAGUUGGAAUUUUUACAUACUUUAUAGCGAGCAGCUUUUUUCUGGUGUACGAGAUGGCAGUAGACACCCUUCUGCUCUGUUUCUGUGAGGAUGCCCGCGUCAAUGACGGCUCUCCUGAGAAGCCUUACUUCAUGGAUAGGGAUCUCAUGGAAUUUGUGAGUAACAGCACUGAUGCUAUCGAUGGCUUAGAGAACAAGAAACGAACAAGGGUGCCAACUGAAGAACCAGUCGAGACCAACACUAAACCACCACCGUCUGUUCCUUCUGAUGCAGAGGACCAACCUGACUCUGCUAAACCUGCUACUGAACUACUUUCUUCAGAGGAGCCUGCACAGCCCACACAGGCAGAAAAUGUAGAAAUCGAGGUUCCUGAAGCAGAUAAGGAAGGAGCCUCCCCUGUGAGCGUAUAAUACCAGCCAUUUCUACUGGACGCAAACCGCCCUCUAUCAGCUCGACUGAAGCAGGGGGAGCUUUUAUGCCUCUGUUAGGAAGUAGCCGGAGGCAUUAUUUUCUUUUAGUUUUCUUCGCCCAAGCCUCCUUGCACAACCAAAUCAAUGGAUUUGCAUCAAUUUAUCUUAAUUAUUCAAACCAUUUGGUCACCAUUUGGUCACAAAUCACAAGAAAUUGUGACAAGUCCAAGGUAUUUUUUCGCUUAGCUUAGGUUACUGAUCACUUCCAGGAUUUUAGUUUAUCUGGUGAUCUUAUUGAAUUAAGCAGUUGACUCCUGAAUUCUCUCACACCCAUAGGCUUUUAUACAGGAGCCACUAGGUUCCAGUAGGCAAUGGGUUCCUAGCUGUACUACAACUUUGAUCGGAGUCAGAUCAAUUAUGAAGAUGAAGAUGAUCAUUUAAUGUCAAUUUAGUUUGUUACCCCGUAAUAUUUGGUAACGUAUGUCACACAAAACAAGUUAUGAACAUCAUGGAUAUUAAUUUCCUGGCAUUGUAUGCAUUUUUCUGUGAAAUAUAUAUUUUUCAAUCAAAUCUAUGACCAUGAGCCAUGAUUAGUAUGGUAUACCACACCCAAUAAGGCUUUCAAAUGACAAUAAACCUGAUGGAAAUAGUUGAAAUCACUCUGUUGUUGAGAUAUUUGAGUAUGAGUAUAUCAAUUCACAGGGUAUAUUUUAGAAGUGUCUUGCCCUCCCCCUAUUUCAAUUACCCCAAUAGUGUGGAUUUAUAUGUUAAUUAAUCUAGAUUCUGAAGUGUGAAAUUUACAUCAUGUAUGUGUAAUUCUCUGCGUAGUGAGGCUUUAUAUUUUUAUGUGCGGUAGAUGACACAUUAAGAGGCUAUAUAAACUGUAGUUAACAAGGGUAUUAUAACCAUGUUAUAUUUACAUUUAGAUUGAUUUCAAUGUAUUUAAGUCGUGUAGUGCGGUUUCCCGAAUUAGAUCCAGUAUUCAGGAUAGAAAAGAUUGUAGUUGUGUGAAUGUGUUAAAUGCACCAAUGUUUACUUUACUAGUUCUUAUGUUUUUUAAGUAUUUCUUGGGUUUGGGUUUAAAUUUUAAUCAUUUUGAUUAUACCAAGGAUACAACAUCAAAUGAAAUUUGAAAUCUUUGCAUCUGAUAAACUAACUAUACUAGCCUAGGUAUCUUUUCUGUUUUCUUUUUGUUUGUAGUGCAAUUUAUAUAAAAGAAAGGGGGAACAAAUCUGCCAUUUUUUUAAAGAGAAUGUAAACUUAUUGCACCACCUAUUAUUCCAUGUUUUUAACUGCCUAUACUGCAAAUUGACAUAAAGAUUUACAUAUUCAGAAAAUAUUCAUUUUUACAUUCAUAUAGUGUGUGUUUGGAGCGAAAAGGGCAUUUACUCCACUUAAAAUAAUAAUAGUUAGUACUGUGGCGUAAAACAGACGAUAUAUGAUACAUGUAUAUGUAAUGAUCAGAGAGGCUUUUUUCUAAAUUUUUCCUAUUUUAUUAUUGUCAUUAUUAUUAUUUAUUUGGGAAUUUCAUACAAGUCAUACAUGCAACGUACAUAAAGUAAAAAUGUAAUUAUAAUUUUGAGCUCCUCACCGACAUGCGUUCAAUUUUUCCAGUUAUAGUAAUCCGGAGCAUGACAUAAUAACUUUUUCUUAAGGUCCCCUUAUAGUUUUCAUCCUUCUCGUGUUUCUUGUUGAUAGAGGCUUAUCAAUUGCUGAACUUUUCUCACACAAGCUCAUAGAUGUGUAGUUUGCAAUCUUACGAUGAAGUCUAUAGCAAAUAUUUCGUAUAUUAUGUUCUCCGCCAUUAUAUUUUGUUGCUACGUUUGUUGAUAUGUGUGUAUUUUUGUACUUACCGCGUAUACAAUCCAGAUGUUUGCUUCAUUUUGUGUGUGAUUAUUUUUUUAAUUUUGUGAAUACUUAUGGUUUAAUAUAACCAAGAUAAAAUUACCUUUCAUUUGUUUUUCUUUUGUGAAUACUUCUAGUUAAAUUAAACCAAAAUAAUGCUACCUUUCAGUUGAUACUACGCAUAAAUGUGUACAGAGGGGUUGGAGCUCAAUUUCACCUGUUGUCUGGAGUGAAUUUGUAUACAUGUGAUCUCUGGAAGCAUACAAUUUCGAAUUUAAGUAUAGAUGAAUAGCCCUUUUGGACCUUUCUAUAGUGGUCGGCUUACCGGUAGUAGGUUUUGUGGGGUAUUUCAUCCUCAAAGAAGGGCUCUGUUAAACAAAGUGUAGCAGUCGAUAAUCGUGAUAAUAGCUACAAGUUUACAUUGCGCUUAUAUCCAUCCCAGGGGAUGCUCAAGGCACCAGAGAGUACCAUAUUUACCCUGGAUUUUUAGUACAGCUGCCCUAAGGCAGUCGGUGCUGAAUUCCUACUGGGUACCCAUUUUCUAUCCCUGGGUGAAGAGUGGCAAAUGUAAAUUAAUGUCUUGCCAAAGAAAUGGACUGAUUAAACACAUGAUCAAUUGAUUAUACUGAGUGCGAUCAAUUGCACAUAUCUGCUAUUUCUAAAAGCAGAAAGAAAUACAUAUACUUUAUAAGUCUUGCCUGUGAUGGGGGAAUCAUUGAUUACUCCCCCCCCCCCCCCCCCCCCCCCCCCCUCCUCGCCCUUUGCUUUCCAUCUUGUAUCUCCAAACAUUUAUUUUUUGUCAUAGACAAUACAGAAGUGACAAUUUUUGAUGGACAUAAUAGAGUCAGAUAGAAUGAUCUUAUUUUGAGUCAUAAUAACCACAAUUUGUGUUGAAUUUGUUAUAUGUCUUUUUGUAAUGUAAUCUAGUUAUAUAUAUAUUUGUAUGUUUGGUACAAUAUGUUUGACUUGCAUUUUGCAAUAAUUAUUAAUAGAAUAGUUGAAUUAGCUUAGAAAGAAUGUAUACUUAUAGCUUUAUUAAAACUUUAAAAGUGAUAAUAUAUUCCUAUAAACUGUAUCCUAUUAUUUGUAUAACCAUAAUACUGAGCCUGCUAGAUGUGGGAAAUCAUUAUGAGAAUGUAAUAUAUAAUCCUAGUACUUACACAUGUAUAACAAAAGUAGUAAUGAUCUCAUUUAAAUUGCAUACUAUUUAGCCAUUAUAAUCAUACAACUGGGUAGAAAAGUAUAUAUUAUAAUGAGAACAGUGAGACAUUGGUUUAUGGUAUAAGGCUAUUUUUAUGAGGAUAGAGUUUUUCUGACAACUUCAUUUAGGUGGUAGAAAAUUGUAUAUUGUAUUUAAGGAAAACAGUCAAAUGUUGAUCUACAAUAUCUAUACAAGGUUGCCUUUUUAUUAGGGUGGAAUAGUAGUAGUUGCUUUGUUCUCUUUAGCCUGUACUUUGAUAGAAGUGAUGAUUAUAAAAAAAUUAGGCAUAAUAAUGAUGAAUAACAUUGCAAGUUAACAACAUCGAUAGUACAUUCAUAAGAUUUUUCUUCUCAUGAAACUUAUUCAUUCUCAAUGAUUGCCUUUCCAAUUUUUUGUUCAUAUUCUCUGUGCAUUUUGGUGAAUUUAACUCUGGUGCUUUGUUUUUACACAUUAAUCUCAAUUUUAUUGUUUUUGAAGUGUGUUUUCAAUUCAGGAAGAUGAAAAAAUUAUCAUCGGGAUAUGCUUGUGCUUUCAAUAGCAAAUUUUUGCAAUUUCCAUUCUUCCUUAUUUGAAAUUGUUUGAUAAAAGGGAAUUUUCGAUCAAACUUGUUUAAUCACUUCCUUUUCAUGUAUUACAUUAUCUGUCGGUUAAUGUUUUUUAUACAUCGACAUGGUUUCCUACUUCUUUUGUAUAUACUUGCAUGCAUUUUUUGUGAUACAUACAUGUAUAUGACUGGAAUUAAUUGUAAGUAAAUGUGUAAAUCAGGAUACUCACUGGAAUAAAGGAGAAAAAUAAACUUGCU
Strongylocentrotus purpuratus (purple sea urchin) is the source of this 6132-nucleotide messenger RNA. Its product is annotated as choline transporter-like protein 1. Gene Ontology annotation, biological process: transmembrane transport. NCBI's taxonomy places the organism in Eukaryota, Metazoa, Echinodermata, Echinoidea, Camarodonta, Strongylocentrotidae. Gene Ontology annotation, molecular function: transmembrane transporter activity. The transcript is spliced from 20 exons. Gene Ontology annotation, cellular component: membrane. Bases 176 to 2284 code for a protein of 702 amino acids. The record is from RefSeq and is a predicted model, not a curated record.